Molecule: messenger RNA, 2253 nt
Organism: Boeremia exigua
Lineage: Eukaryota; Fungi; Ascomycota; Dothideomycetes; Pleosporales; Didymellaceae
Product: heterokaryon incompatibility protein-domain-containing protein
Exons: 2
Coding region: 154-2127 (657 amino acids)
Source: RefSeq, a predicted model, not a curated record
CGAAGAGCACUUUUAUGAUGUCUGGUUCUCGCAGCAUCACAGCGUGCGAUCUUGUUGUAUACUGCACUUCAUCAAAGCGUUCUUCCACCUGGCUGUAUCGUGUUUUUUGUUCUCGCUCGAUCCCAGUCAUGAUUUUGGUGCUUAGCGUACAUUAUGCAUCGUAAACUCAAAAUGCUAGACCCUACGCCCAAACUUUCACGUCUGUUCACGCGCCGGAAAGCACGUUAUCGAUAUACCAAAUUGCAGAAGAAUCAGAUUCGUCUUCUCCAGUUGGAGCCUGGUACCAGAGAAGACCCCAUCAUCUGUAACCUUCAAAUCGUUGAUUUGCUUGCUUACGACGACCUUGGUGCAAACUCGUCCAUCAGUGGCUUCGAAGAAUACGAAGCUAUUUCAUAUGUUUGGGGCAACUCCAAUUACACGAUUGAGAUAGAUUGUGACGGGCGAAGAGCGUAUGUUACACAAAGUCUAGCCGACGCGUUACAAGCACUUCGCCAUGAAGCCACGGUCAGAAUACUGUGGGCAGAUGCACUCUGCAUCAAUCAAAAAGACAUCGGUGAACGUGAAGAGCAGGUGAAACUAAUGGGCUUGAUCUAUUGGAAAGCGCGCUGUGUUCGCAUCUGGCUUGGUCACGAUGAUGACGUUGAAGACAUGUAUCGUGCAAAACACAUUAUCCCAGUCAUAAGAUACUUAGCGGAUGUACACAUGAAGGCGGUUGGAACUACAGGAGAACAGUAUGACGCAUACUGCAACAUCAGAUUCACUGAACCUGCGGAUAUUACGAAGGCUCAAUGGACUGCCUUGCAUCGUCUUCUGGCUCGACCAUGGUUCCAACGUGUCUGGGUUGUUCAAGAGCUCGGCUUAGGCAGAGCUGCAGUUUUUCACUGUGGCCAAGAGCGUUUCAACAAGACCGAACUAACGGAUUUCACAACAAUGUUGCGUCAUGUGAAGAAGGGAUCGAAAGAACCACCAUUGCUGGAUCUACAGAUGAUACAUUUAGGCAACGAUUACUGGCGUUCGUGCUUAGCCGGCACGCGUCUUGAGCUUGGGUCGGAUCCUAAAGAAGCAGAGACCUUUUUCGACAUCCUCAGCAGAGCACGUGGCUUGAAUUGUACGGACCGUAGAGACAGCGUAUACGCAUUCCUAGGUCACCCUUCCGCUUUCAAACAGCAGCGGCUCGAUGUUGAACCAUACAAAUGGUACCCUCGGAACUACUACUAUAGUAGGGCUACGAUCGUUGCGCCAAACUACAAAAACUCCAACACGUAUUUGAGACUUUAUCAUCAACUAGCAAUCGCCGCUAUUGACAACUUCGAUCUUGGUCUCGACGUUAUAGCUCACGUAGCUCACACCUGGGAGAGCAUUCAAUCGGACUACCCUUCAUGGGUGCCACGAUGGGACAUUGACGGAAAAGAUUUUAUCGCCACCAAAACCUGUUAUACAGCCUCCGGGUUUCGUCCAAGUCUCAGAGUCGAGUUAGGGCUUACCAAACGCAAAGGGCUUUUCAGCCAGGCGUCCUUCUGGGGGCUGCGACUGGACACUGUUCGCUGCGUCCGUCACAUACCAGUGACGGAGUACCUCGCCGAAUGCCUUGAUGUGAUGGCGCUUUUACUGAGCGACGCUCCCAAGCUGCGGAGACCAAACGCCAUCCCGAUCCCAAACUCCCUGGUUUAUCCAUACGAAGAGCCGUUUGUAUUAGCGUUCGCGUCCACUAUGACCGCUGGUCUAACAUCAACCUGGGAGUUGUCAUGCCAACCAACAGACAAGAACCCAGAUCAACAUGUCCGGGACUUUCACGCGUACUAUCGCCGCGAGAACGCGCUAGAUAUCUCAGUGCUUUCUGAAGACGACCUAGAGCAUGCAUCAUACUUCGAAACAAAUGUCAGACGCGCAGCUCGCAACCGGUUGAUGUACAUCACUAACGAUGGCCGUCUGGGACUCGGUCCUCCAAUCACGGAAGGCUCAGAUCAGGUGUGGAUUCCAGUUGGAGCCAAAAUGCCCGUCAUUCUCCGGCCGUACGACAAUGGGAUGUUCAAGAUCAUCGGGCAGACGUAUGUCCAUGGAGUGAUGAGAGGAGAAGCAUUUACGGAGAAGAAUAGGGACAAUAUUGAAAAAGUAACUUUGUUCUAAAAACUAGAACUAGAACUUUCAGACCUGUCAGAUAAAGUACAGACACUAUCUGUACUGCACUCAAGUACGUCAGAUCAUUACCCGACCAACCACUUAGUGAAUGCAGCACUAGACGAUAAGAAAGGG